This is a messenger RNA of Alternaria triticimaculans, 927 nucleotides long. RefSeq lists its product as uncharacterized. The coding region runs from base 1 to 927 and encodes 308 amino acids. Gene Ontology annotation, cellular component: mitochondrial inner membrane. Gene Ontology annotation, biological process: mitochondrial phosphate ion transmembrane transport. Gene Ontology annotation, molecular function: phosphate transmembrane transporter activity. The record is from RefSeq and is a predicted model, not a curated record. The transcript has 4 exons. Lineage: Eukaryota; Fungi; Ascomycota; Dothideomycetes; Pleosporales; Pleosporaceae.
AUGGCCAACAAAUUGGACGCGAUGAAGCCGCAGAGAAAGAUCGAGCUCUUCUCAGGCUCGUACUUUGCGGCGUGUACGAUGGGUGGCAUAAUCGCGUGUGGACCUACACACACUAUGGUCACGCCGCUGGAUUUGGUGAAAUGCCGCCGUCAAGUCGAUUCCAACCUCUACAAGUCCAACUCACAAGCCUGGAAAAUGAUUUACUCCAAAGAAGGUCUACGGGGCGUCUUCUUCGGCUGGACACCAACCUUCAUCGGUUACUCGAUGCAAGGUGCUGGAAAGUACGGAUUUUACGAGGUAUUCAAAUACCUGUACGGCGAAAAGCUGGCGCCCGGCGCGCCGCAAACAGUCGUAUACCUAGCUGCCUCCGCUUCUGCCGAGUUCCUCGCCGACAUCGCGCUAUGUCCUAUGGAAGCAAUCAAGGUCCGCAUGCAGACUACCAUGCCACCGUUCGCGAACACACUGAGAGAAGGCUGGGCGAAGGUGAUCAAGGAGGAGGGUGUUGGUGGUCUAUACAAGGGCUUGUACCCAUUGUGGGCGCGUCAAAUCCCGUACACCAUGGUCAAGUUCGCAACAUUUGAAGAGACAGUCAAGCAAAUCUACGGCUUCUUGGGUAAGCCAAAGGAGUCAUACGGGGCUUUGCAGCAAACCGGUGUGAGCUUCCUCGGUGGAUAUAUUGCUGGUGUCGGAUGUGCAGUCGUCUCGCAUCCCGCAGAUGUGAUGGUCUCAAAGCUCAACAGCGACCGAAAGGCUGGCGAGGGCGCUGGUCAGGCUAUCGGCAGGAUAUACGGCAAGAUCGGUUUCGGCGGCCUUUGGAACGGACUGCCUGUUCGUAUAUUCAUGAUUGGUACUUUGACUGCGUUCCAAUGGCUCAUCUACGAUUCCUUCAAGGUCUACCUCGGCCUACCCACUACUGGUGGUCACUAA